Messenger RNA from Emiliania huxleyi CCMP1516, 2196 nucleotides. RefSeq lists its product as hypothetical. Gene Ontology annotation, biological process: mitotic spindle organization; microtubule-based movement. The record is from RefSeq and is a predicted model, not a curated record. The transcript is spliced from 6 exons. Gene Ontology annotation, molecular function: microtubule binding; microtubule motor activity; ATP binding. NCBI's taxonomy places the organism in Eukaryota, Haptophyta, Isochrysidales, Noelaerhabdaceae. Bases 1 to 2196 code for a protein of 731 amino acids.
AUGCCCCUAUCUGGCCGCUCCACGCCGACUGCGGACGGCUCCGCCCGCACUUCGAGUGCAUCCUCCGCCGUCCGCGUGACGGUCCGCGUGCGGCCGCCGCCCGAGGGCGCACGCGGCGUCGCCGAGGCGGUGGACGUCUCAUCAGACAGCGGCACACUCACGCUCGACCACGGGGACGGACGGCCGCCGCGUGCAAUGCGGUUCGACUCGGUGCACGGGCGCGAGACGACGCAGCGGGAGUUCUUCGAGCGCUGCGGCCUGUGCGACCAGAUCGACGCCGCGCUCGACGGCUACUCCGCCACAGUCUUUGCGUUUGGCCAGACCGGAAGCGGCAAGACCUACACGAUGGCAGGCAAGGCGGCGGAGGCGCCUCGCGGCGUCCGCGGUGGCGCCGGCCCUGUGGGCGGCGAGGCGAGCCGGCAGGACGGACUGAUGCAGCGCGCGGCGAGGCGGUUAUAUGCCCAGAUUGGCGAGCGCGAGGCGCAGGGGCAACGCUUCACGGUGCGCGCCACCUUUCUCGAAAUCUACAACGAGCAGGUGCACGAUCUGGUGGAGCCGGCUUCGGGCGCCCUCGGCGUGCGUGGCUCGACUUCGCAAGGCUUCUACGUGGAGGACCUCUCCGUCGUCCAGUGCCGCGGGCUGCACGACCUCGAGUAUGUCAUCUCACAGGGGCUCGCCCACCGCCACUCGCGCCACCACCUGCUCAACCAGCACUCGUCCCGCUCGCACGCGGUGCUCUCCGUCUACCUCGACGUGGCCGACUCGGCCGAGGCGCCGCCCGGCCGGUACGGCCGCCUCUCGCUCCUCGACCUCGCCGGCUCGGAGAACGUCCGCGCGUCGCAGUCGAGCGGCGGCGGCCUCAAGGAGGCGGGCGCCAUCAACCGCUCGCUCUUCGCGCUCGCCCAGGUCAUCAAGUCGCUCUCGCUCGGCCCGGGCCGUGGCCCGCCGCACGUGCCGUACCGCGACUCUGUCCUCACCAAGCUGCUCGCCGACUCGCUCGGCGGCAGCGCGCACACCCUCAUGAUCGCCACCGUCUCACCGCUCGCCGCGUACCUCGACGAGACUGUCAGAACGCUGCACUACGCGUGCUCGGCCGGCGCGAGCCACAGCCGGCCGCAGCAGCUCAUCGCGAAGCUCAAGGCGGAGGUGCUCGAGCUCAAGCAGCAGGUUGAAUUCCUCACGCACAAGCUCACCCACGCCAACACGCGCCUCGCCUCGCGCGCCACCGACGGCGACGAGCAGCAUGCCUCGUCUUUGCAGCACGCUGUGGCCGAGCCAAGGGCGCACCACUUCGAAGCGUGGACACCCUGCACCGAUGAGGCGCCCCGGCGGGGGUUCGGCGAAAGGACUCCGGACUCCUCUCCGCGGCAGUACCACCCGACCCCCGUCAAGCCGAGGGGCGAGGGCGAGAGGGGCGAGGGAGAAAGGGGCGAGCGCGGCGGCGAGAGGCACGAGCCGGAGCCGCUGCGCGAGCGGGAGGUCAGCGACGAGCUCCCUUCGCGCGCUUGGCCGCCCAGCUGGGGGGGCGUGCCCGCCCCGGCGGAGCCUCCGUCGAGCCUCGCCAAUUCGUCCCUCUCACCCGACUCGGCUGCCGCCGCGUCCUUUCGCGCGCCGGUGGCCUUCUGCGACUUGUCCAACCAAGCGUGGGGCGCCCCGGCGGCGCAACCGCCUGCACCCGCGCGGCCUCAUACGGCCCACGCCUCUGGCGGCAGCUACGCUUCUGAGCGCGGGCUGAUUGGCAAUGGGCAUGGGCACGAGGCGGCGCGCCAGCUCUACGCGGCACUCGCAAGGCGCGCCAACUCGAUGCGGUGCUCGCGCGCCUCGCGGCCGCCGAUGCCGCGAGCGGCGUGCACGGAGCUGCGGCAGCUGACGAGUUUCUCCCUGACCAAGCCCGGCCCGCCCCCCUCCUUCUCGGCGCGCGAGCCGAGCCCGCGCCCGCUCGCAUGGACCAACGGGGGGGUUGGCGCUGCGGGGUCUGCAGAUGAGCGGGUGCUCCGCAUCGAGCAGCCUCCCGGCCACGGGCGGGAUGCGCGGCGGGCGCGGUCUCCGGACUAUGCGCCCGAGCCGCCCAGCGCCGUCGCAGAGGCUCCGCCGCCAACCGCCGGCGGUGGGGGGGGCGGCAUCAUCCGGCGCAGCGCACGCGAGCUCGAGCUCGAGCGCACCUUGAGAGAGCUGACGAAAUUCUCGGUGCUGUGA